CUCAGUCUAUCACACGCACUGAGAAGCAUGCAGCUCUAAACAGCAGCUAAACUGUGUGUUGCAUUCACUGACCUCUCUAUUCGGUUCAACCAAAACCUGUUUUGGGUCUGGUUCUUUUAAAGGCAACAUGCGAAGAUUGCUGGACAGCAAUUGGAUAAGGUUCGGACCAGCUGGGAGAGAUGAUUGGGUGUCGGGGUCCCCAUUGCCGUCUACUUUGGAACAACCACUACAGGGUUACCACUUUAACGAGCUUUCGGCAGACAACGAUGUGAAAUCGGAGCUCCUAGUGUACGUCGUUGUGUCACUCGCCACUUUCGUCGUUUUCGGAGUCAUGUUUGUCUUUCUGUAUCGGAGAUUCAGACAGAGUAAACUCCUGACCAACAUCAUCACUUUGGACCUGCAGGACCCGGAGGGCAACGCCGACCCACAUAGCAAUUUUAUCCUCUCGUCUCUCACAGGGAACGCGGAACGGCUGAACAGCACCAGCUCGGAUGUGUCGGACGGAGUCUUCCUCAUGGUUUACCUUCCACCUCCAUACGAAGAAACCUUAACGAAAUUCACCCGAGCUGCAAGCCUCACCAGCGGCAAAGACGUGGAGUCCAUCAGGUCUGAAGAUCUCGAGGCCAAACUAUGUCCUGAGCUGAAGUCGAGUGGUCAGUACGUCUGAAGAUGGAUUUUAAGAGGUUUUUUUAAAAUAUCAGAUUGAUAACAUCAGAUGACAAUAAUCCAAGCAUUACCCAUUACUUUUAUCCAUGUGGACGCUGAUGCCAUCGUGGUGGUGGAGGGGGGCAAGUUGUCACACAAGACGUCACACAGG
This is a messenger RNA of Paramisgurnus dabryanus, 817 nucleotides long. NCBI's taxonomy places the organism in Eukaryota, Metazoa, Chordata, Actinopteri, Cypriniformes, Cobitidae. The record is from RefSeq and is a predicted model, not a curated record.